Messenger RNA from Perognathus longimembris pacificus (Pacific pocket mouse), 1905 nucleotides. It is a transcript of the gene Slc6a7, whose product is annotated as solute carrier family 6 member 7. Gene Ontology annotation, biological process: sodium ion transmembrane transport. Gene Ontology annotation, molecular function: L-proline transmembrane transporter activity. The record is from RefSeq and is a predicted model, not a curated record. NCBI's taxonomy places the organism in Eukaryota, Metazoa, Chordata, Mammalia, Rodentia, Heteromyidae. Gene Ontology annotation, cellular component: membrane.
AUGAAGAAGCUGCGGGGCGCGCACCUCCCCAAGCCCCGUCACCCGGACCUGCUGAUGACCCCCAGUGACCAGGGGGAUGUGGACCUGGAUGUGGACUUCGCUGCAGACCGGGGGAACUGGACGGGCAAGCUGGACUUCCUGCUGUCCUGCAUCGGCUACUGUGUGGGCCUGGGCAAUGUCUGGCGGUUCCCUUACCGUGCCUACACCAACGGCGGAGGCGCAUUCCUGGUCCCCUACUUCCUCAUGCUGGCCAUCUGUGGCGUCCCCCUCUUCUUCCUGGAGCUCUCCCUGGGCCAGUUCUCCAGCCUGGGGCUCGCGGUGUGGAAAAUCAGCCCCCUCUUCAAAGGUGCCGGCGCCGCCAUGUUGCUCAUCGUGGGCCUGGUGGCCAUCUACUACAACAUGAUCAUCGCCUACGUCCUCUUCUACCUCUUCGCCUCCCUCGCCCGCGAGCUGCCCUGGAGCACUGCGAACUGGUGGAACACGGAGCGCUGCCUGGAGCACCGGGGCCCCCGGGGCGCCAACGGCUCGCUGUCCCCCAACCUCAGCAGUACCGUCAGCCCCAGCGAGGAGUACUGGAGCCGCUGCGUCCUCCACCCAGGCAGCCAGGGCAUCGGGCGGCCGGGGGAGAUCCGCUGGAACCUCUGCCUCUGCCUGCUGCUGGCCUGGGUCAUCGUGUUCCUCUGCAUCCUCAAGGGCGUCCGGUCCUCGGGCAAGGUGGUGUACUUCACGGCCACGUUCCCCUACCUCAUCCUGCUCAUGCUGCUGGUUCGAGGGGUGACGCUGCCGGGGGCCUGGAAGGGCAUCCAGUUCUAUCUCACGCCGCGGUUCCACCACCUGCUGUCCUCCAAGGUGUGGAUCGAAGCCGCCCUUCAGAUCUUCUACUCCCUGGGCGUGGGCUUUGGGGGGCUCCUCACCUUCGCCUCCUACAACACGUUCCACCAGAACAUAUACAGAGACACCUUCAUCGUCACUCUGGGCAACGCCAUCACCAGUAUCCUGGCCGGCUUCGCCAUCUUCUCCGUGCUGGGCUACAUGUCUCAGGCUGGUGUGCCUGUCGAUCAAGUAGCCAAAGCAGGCCCCGGCCUGGCCUUUGUGGUCUACCCCCAGGCGAUGACCAUGCUGCCGCUGUCGCCCUUCUGGUCCUUCCUCUUCUUCUUCAUGCUCCUGACGCUUGGCUUGGACAGCCAGUUUGCCUUUCUGGAGACCAUCGUGACCGCGGUGACGGACGAGUUCCCCUACUACCUGCGGCCCAAGAAGGCGGUGUUCUCGGGCCUCAUCUGCGUGGCCAUGUACCUGAUGGGGCUGAUCCUCACCACGGACGGCGGCAUGUACUGGCUGGUCCUCCUGGAUGAUUACAGCGCCAGCUUUGGGCUCAUGGUGGUGGUGAUCACCACGUGCCUCGCGGUCACCCGGGUGUAUGGCAUCCAGAGGUUCUGCAGAGACAUCCACAUGAUGCUGGGCUUCAAGCCGGGCCUCUACUUCAGGGCCUGCUGGCUCUUCCUGUCCCCCGCCACGCUCCUGGCCCUGCUGGUGUACAGCAUCGUCAAGUACCAGCCCUCCACCUACGGCAGCUACCGCUUCCCGGCCUGGGCCGAGCUGCUGGGCAUCCUGAUGGGGCUGCUGUCCUGCCUCAUGAUCCCCGCGGGCAUGCUGCUGGCCGUGCUGCGCGAGGAGGGCUCGCUCUGGGAGCGGCUCCAGCAGGCCAGCCGGCCGGCCAUGGACUGGGGCCCGUCGCUGGAGGAGAACCGGACCGGCAUGUACGUGGCCACGCUGGCGGGGAGCCAGUCCCCCAAGCCGCUGAUGGUGCACAUGCGCAAGUACGGGGGCGUCACCAGCUUCGAGAACACGGCCAUCGAGGUGGACCGCGAGAUGGCCGAGGAGGAGGAGGAGGAGUCCAUGAUGUGA